This is a messenger RNA of Lachancea meyersii CBS 8951, 1356 nucleotides long. The record is from the annotation of a GenBank genome assembly. Lineage: Eukaryota; Fungi; Ascomycota; Saccharomycetes; Saccharomycetales; Saccharomycetaceae.
AUGUAUAACAGAAGAUCGCCAUCCACAAACCCCUCGUAUACGACCAAAUCCAUGGCGUUUCUGCACAAACCGCAGCGCGUCUCCCAAUCAAAACCCAUCUAUCCCGAAGACUCCGUGAAGCGAAACACCGACCUAAAUCGUGGGUCAAUAAGCAUCGACAACGAUUCUUCAGAUUAUUUUUCGACCCCACCACCGCAACCAAUGUCUCAAGCUGGCGAUUACGAGGCGUCGCUGUAUGAAGUGGCAUCUCCUUUAAGAGUCAAUCCCUAUUUCCCAGCUAAUCUGGACUCCGACCAAACUUCACUCUCAGACGAAUCAACAAACGGACCACCUUCGCUGGUGCGCAAAAAAUCCGGCGAGAUCGUGAGGUCGAACUUGAAGACAAACCAGAGGUCGCGGUCUUUGCCCGCCACUCCAAGCGGACGCGAACCGGAUAAGCGACUUGGCAUCCCCCUAUGGCGGCCCAAGCGUAGCAAAAGUGUUCACUUCGACCAGCGUGACGUGGUGUCUUUCAAAUACUUCCGUCAAGAGGACUCUCCACUUGACGUGGCCGCUGAAGACGUUUUGGAAGGACCUCUAGACGACAAAAACUGCAAACCGCUUUCGGUGUCUGAUAUCAGCGAUGAAAACCGAAAUGAUUCGGAUUCAGGGGAGCCAUUAGAUUUGACGAUGACAAUGUCAAAUUUGCAACUCGAAAAAAAGGCCUUGGCAGGGUUCGGUUUGAGACGAAGUAGACGUUACCAAAAACUCAAGAGCAAUGGAGCUGCAAAUGGCAUUAAUGGGAACUCAACAAUAAGUCAACCGGGAUUUUACUUUGAAAAUUUUGCAAUCUUGAACGUGGGCGAUCGUACAAGUUUGAAAUUGAACAUUUUUCUCAACAUUGCGCAUAGCAGCAACUGUUUCUUACAAGAGUUAUCACUGGUGAGUGAACAACAUUAUCUAGUGGGUCAUAUAUUGGUCAAGAACAUCUUUUUCGACAAAAAAGUGGUUGUCAAGUAUACGCGUGACCGCUGGCGUACUGCCAAUGAAGUGGAAUGCGUGUGGGUGAGCAGCGGCGACGAUGUCUUGCCCGGGAAGAACAUGGACCGCUUCAAAAUGGUGAUUGAUCUGGCGACCGUAUACAACGGCGCCAAACGCGACUCUAUAACAUCCAGCACCCCUUCAAAAGUCGUACUGGCAGAGUCGGUUGCUAAUGAUUUCGCAACCCUAAGGCUCGAGUUUUGUAUCCAGUACAUGACUCGCAAUGUAGAGCAACGUUUGGAGAGCUGGGAUAACAAUGGCGGGCGCAACUACAUCGUUGAAGUGGUUGCACCCAAACCACGCAUGGGCUUUACAGACCCGUUUCGUGGCGUCUAA